AUGUCGCGAUCCAAAGAAAUUCAGGAACAAAUGAGAAACAAAGUCAUUGACAUCUAUCAGUCUGGAAAGGGUUACAAAGCCAUUUCUAAAGCUGUGGGACUCCAGCGAACCACACUCUUCACCAUCCCCCUGCCAGCACCAUCCCCCUACCAGCACCAUCCCCCUACCAGCACCAUCCCCCUACCAGCACCAUCCCCCUGCCAGCACCAUCCCCCUGCCAGCACCAUCCCCCUACCAGCACCAUCCCCCUGCCAGCACCAUCCCCCUGCCAGCACCAUCCCCCUGCCAGCACCAUCCCCUGCCAGCACCAUCCCCUACCAGCACCAUCCCCCUACCAGCACCAUCCCCCUGCCA
Molecule: messenger RNA, 354 nt
Organism: Oncorhynchus keta (chum salmon)
Lineage: Eukaryota; Metazoa; Chordata; Actinopteri; Salmoniformes; Salmonidae
Exons: 2
Source: RefSeq, a predicted model, not a curated record